Pelmatolapia mariae (spotted tilapia) is the source of this 6913-nucleotide messenger RNA. It is a transcript of the gene lrtm2a, whose product is annotated as leucine-rich repeats and transmembrane domains 2a. Lineage: Eukaryota; Metazoa; Chordata; Actinopteri; Cichliformes; Cichlidae. Gene Ontology annotation, cellular component: plasma membrane. Gene Ontology annotation, molecular function: protein binding. The coding region runs from base 868 to 2076 and encodes 402 amino acids. The transcript is spliced from 7 exons. The record is from RefSeq and is a predicted model, not a curated record.
AAGAAAAACGGGGGAGGUGGGAGUAUCGAGACACACACACACGCAGUCUAACAAAGGCGCACCGGAAAGACAGCCCUCAAGUGUACAUGCAUGGAUAAACACACACACACGCUCCGACGCGUGCUGAGUGCAGGAAUCACAAACAUAGCGACACAGAAGGGGUAGCGCAUGACGCCAGCAACCUAACGCCGUUGCCUCUCUUUCUAUCUCUCUCUCUCUCAGACACACACACACACACACACCGUCUCUCUCUUUUUCACACAUACUCACGCCUCUCAGACACACGGCAACACGCAAGCCAACGAACAGGACAGCGCUGGACAUAUCAUUCAUAUACGGAACAGAUCCUAAGAAAAGGAUUAACUAUCUCCAUCCCUCUCCCUCUGAGGACCUUAGCCUCUCUUACCUCCUCUUGUUCCUCUAAGCCUUUCUUUACCUCUGUUUUUUUUCUAAAAUCCCCAUCAUUUUUUUUUUUUACACAAUCCGUCCCUUCACAAUUUAUCGGUGGGUUGAAGGGAAGCUGGAGGAAUUGUCUUUAUUCAGAAAGAAGGAUUAAUCUUACAUUAUUCAUCUGACCAGGAUCUUGAAUGUAUGGAUCUUAGUUGUAGUGGUGACAGCUUUUCUUCAAUUUUUUUGUCCAGUCAGAAAUUUUUGAGCUUUAUUUCUUUUUUUUUUUAAUAAUAUUUUUGGACGAAUGGCUGAUUGCAGAAAGCCAUAAAGCUCGUGCUGUCCGAGAUAUUUGGUCAAAAGGUGAUUUGGUGUGAUUUUUCACAUUCACCACAUUGUUGGGAGCCUCACUCAUGGUGCCUUGACACCGCUUCCACAGUCCCGUCCCUCCAUCAGAGGAAGGCCGCAGUGCUCUGUGUCAUGCCCCCCCACACCCACCCCCCUGGGGGCACUGGCCUUCCCCCAGCUAGCGCCACUAUCUACCACUGCUACUUGGCCAAACCAGUCUUCCUCUGUGUCCUCUGCCUCCUAGCUGCAUUGCUGCCGCCGGCCUGCUCCUGCCCUCCUCCCUGUCUCUGCUCCUCGGACAGCCUGGUGGUGGACUGCAGAGGCCGGGGUCUCUCCUCUCUGCCUCCCUUGCACCUCCUGCCUCCAAGGAGCCGCUCACUCCUGCUAACCAACAAUAAACUCGCCUCGCUGGGAGCAACUGCCUUUGCUAACCUCACUUCUCUGGAGGAACUGGACCUCUCUAAUAAUUACUUGGAUAAUUUACCAGCCGGAUUAUUCAGAGACAUGUCCAACCUGACAAGAUUGACUCUGCACAACAACUCCUUAACAGUAAUGGACAGAGACCUCUUCCAGGGUCUGAGCGGUCUUCAGAGUCUAGACCUGUCAUUGAAUGGUCUGUCCACAGUUCCUCUCGGCCUACUGGAUGAGUUGCAGAGUCUAAGGUGGCUGUCCCUAGCGGGUAACAGGCUUCAUGGUUUGGAAAGGGCAGCAUUUGAGCCGCUGGCCAAUCUGCAACACCUGGAACUGGGACAUAACCCCUGGGAAUGUGACUGCAACCUCCGCGAUUUCAAACACUGGAUGGAGUGGCUGCUGUACAGAGGGGGGAAGGUGGAUGCGGUGGAGUGCACACUACCGAAAGAUCUGCGUGGGCGAGACAUCCGUGGCGUUCCGGUGGAAAUGUUCAACUACUGCCUCCAACUCGAAGAUGAGAACGGAGGGGGUGAGGGUUCUCGUUCGGGACAAGGAGGCGGUCCUCCCUGCAGCAGGAACGCUCUCAAUCCCAGCGGGUCGACGCCAGUUUCUGACAGCAGCGGCAGCACUGCUGAUGAUUCCCCUUCAAACACUGGAAGUGGAGGAACAGGUGGAGAGGCUCCACAGGACUGCACCCGCUCUCGCUACCGACCUGUAAGCGUGCGGCGUGCCAUUGGUACGGUUGUAAUUGCCGGCGUGGUGUGUGGCAUUGUUUGCAUAAUGAUGGUGGCUGCCGCAGCUUACGGCUGUAUCUACGCCUCCCUGAUGGCCAAAUACCAGAGAGAGCUAAAGAAGAGGCAACCGCUAAUGGGGGAUGGAGAGGCUGAUGGAGAGGACAGGGAUGAGAAACAGAUCUCCUCUGUUGCCUAAAGGAGUGAUGACAUGGGGGUUUGGCACGUCAAAGGCUUAGGGAUGAAAAGGGUGAAAAUUAAAAGGGCUCAAAGAGAUGAGAGAUGGAAGAGCUUGUUUUAAACACACAGACGGUUAUAGUAUCUCUCCCUGUGACUCUCAAACUGACACCUCUCCCACUUUUUGUCUUCCUUUCUUUUUCUAUUUUUAACCUCCUCCACUCUGUCGUUCUCUCUAACAUACUCCCUCACACACACACCUUAUCUGCUCCCAGAUUCUCUCUUCCAUUUGGACCCGUUCUCACUGCAGUAUUCAUUCCCAAACAUCCCUCCAACUCGCCUACCAGCCACCUACUGCUGUUGAAUUUACCAGUAUAUUGGCUAGGAGAAAAAAAAUUGGUUCUCAGUAUGAAACAUAUCAUUUAAGUAGUUACAGAACACUCAUGGUGUACAGUGAGCCAGUUUUUGUAAACCUGGGCUGAGAUAUCAGGGAUUCAUAAUUUGUACGGUAUUGACUGGACCAAUAUGAGAAGAAUUUCUUGUAUCAGGAAGUAGCCUGCAGUUCUCAGUUUAUCUGUAACCUUCUCCUUCUCAGCCUCUCCAAAGCCAGUAAACCCCUCAAGAAACCAAGACCUGAGCACAGAACCGUUCACUCUCUUUUGGACUGAUCCUCCUCUGAUUUCUCCUGGACCUUCAAGACCUCAAGAAAGAAACUGACAUUAAUGAGGAGAGCUGAUAGAAAAUUAAGACAAUUUGUAGAUGGAAAUCUGAUCUACUACUUUAUAAAAGGAAAAAUACUGAGGCUAGAUCUGAUAUAUGUAACAGAAAACCAUUUGGAUUUACAGAUGAGCAUUCAUUUAUCACAUUAGUGGGACUCUGGCCUGUUUGGAUCAGACUUCACUUUUGCUCUGGAUCUUCUGUGGACUAAUUCGAGCCUGGAGGUAUUCAAAACUGAAGCUGUGCAUGAGAUUCUGACUUGGAUCUUAUCAAUCAGCUCAAGGAGGAUUAAACCAUAUGACUGAAAUGUUGAAUUUGCUGUAUUCACCUGCUUCAGAAAAAGCUCCUACUUGUUUGAUGCUUAAGAUGGUUAUGAUAAAUGUCCGGACAGAUCAAAAGAAUCAGAUCAAAUCCAUGUUCUGGUGUUACUUGGACUAUGCUUCUGGAUCAGGGAAGAUUACACCACAGUUACUGAGACUCAAAGGACCACAGACUUUGCUUUAAAGCACAUGCUCUUUGUUCUGAACUCAUUUUCAAACUCCUUUCACCUAUCAGAGGUGAAAGUUUGCUACUAUGGCAUGAAAAAAAACUCUCUGAGAAUCCUGGUUUUCUGGCAAGGACUACAAAAAUUCAUCUAUAGACUACAAACUUCAGGCUCGUGCACUUUAUUUCCCUAAACAGAUUCCCUCUGGCCUCUCUCUUUCCAUCCUGUCCUCCUUCUCUUUCUUUCUAAGAUGGAUGAAUUGCCUGGAGGGAUUAUUAAAAAAAGAGGGAUUAAACUAAAAAAGCUGCUAUUUUUACCCCUCCUCCUUCUCAUCCCUUUAUCUCGCUAUCUUUUUUCUCUCUAUCCAGUGCUAUUUGAGGAGGUUUUUUUCACACUCCUUAAAGACUCCAUCCUUUUGUGCAUCCCUUCUGUUUGUUUUUCUUGAACAGUCUGCAAUAUGCAAUGGAAGUUGCAUGAAAAUGUCACUGCCAAAGAGUCCUUGUGUUUAAAAAGAAAACGUAAUUAUCAUUAAUUUGAGAGGAAUCGCUUGAUUAACACUCGUUUCUCAGUGCAGUCACAAAAACGGUUUGAUUGUUUGCUCUUUACGUAGUGUUUUCAUGAGUAUCCCUAUCUAUGGCCUGGUAAACGUUAUUAUUUUACAGUUAGCAGAGUACAAUAACUAACUUAAGUUCCCCCCAUACUAAAACUAUCGUUCCCUCUCAAUUUUUGAUUGGCUGCGAAUAAACUUAUAUUAAUAGUGUGUUAUCUUAUACCUGGGUAUGAUGCAGAUAAAUAUUAUUAUACUAGUCUUCUAUGGUGUGUUGGCCCAACAAUCCAGAAUCGUUUAAAGUAGCCGUUUACAGUUUUUCUGUAUCAAUUCAUGAUGUAUGUGUUUUAUUGUGUUAAUGGCUUCUAUGUUCUGUUUUAGAUUUAAAUAUCUGUGUAACAUUUCUUUGUUGUUUCCAUUUAUUUGUGUUGACUAGCUGGUAAGGUUUCUGAAAGAAGCAUAGAAAGAGUUUACCAGCUUAUGCCUAAUGUUAAUCUGGUUGGGAUCAUUUGGCAUAGAGCUCUAACAUGUAUUUUUUUUUUAUUUAAUAGCAGUGGCUUUAUCUCCUACAAAUAUUUUUUCAUAAUGCGACUUAAUCCCUGUUUGUACAGGAUUAGUAUUUCCAGGAGGACCAAAUUAUAUGCCUGUGUGUGUAUUUCAUGCACACAAGUAAAGUCUGUGUUUCAUUUAAAUAUACUGAUAUAAACUCUGGAUAUGAUGGCAAAUGUUGAUUGGAAAGUACUUGUACUAUAAAUAAUAACACCUACCUUUUGACAGGUAUCUACAUGUUCCUUAAAUGCUCCCAAAUUUUCAUUUAGAAUUGCCAAUGCAUCUUCUGUAAUCUUAAACUGGAAUGAGGCAAAAAAGGUGUUUAAUUUUCCUAAUUAAGUGAUUUCCAUGAUGAGGCUAAUCCCAUAUGGAAAAGAUAUAUAUAAAUCUUAUAAAGUUUGUAUCUGUCUUGUGUGAAACUUGUAUGAAAAGAGUGAAAACAGAUAUAAGAUCCCUUGAAAAAUUAUAUAAAUGAAACUUGUAUGCUUUGGAUACUUACUAAAACAAGAUAUGAAAGUAAUGAGAAAGUGGCCACUUUCAUGAGUAAAUCAUAUAAGUUUUUACUAUUUCUUUUCCAUAUGGGAUAUUAUCACAGGAAUUCGUAAGGUAGGUAAAGUAGGCAUCUAGGAAUGGACUUUUUACUUCACAAAGUAUGGCAGAGUUGUUGUUAUGAUGAACGACUGGAAGCUAGAGCUGGGUGAUAUAAGAUUUUUUCAUAUCACGACAUGUUUUUUUCAUUUCUGGCGAUAACGAUAUAUAUCACGAUAUAAGCCAAAUAACUAUAUUUGUAAGAUUUAAAUGUGCCGUUGCUCACAAGUAAAAUGUGAAAUAAUUAGCAGCUUGUUUUGAUUUAAAUAUUUAUUUCCCAUAAUAAGUUCAACAGGGUAGAUGUACUUAAGGAACAUGAAACUUCAGUUUCAGAUAAAUAAAGGCAAAUAUUGCAAACUACACAAAAUGCAGCCGCUAAAGCGUUUAAGUUUCAAAAUAGAACAAACAAAACAGACUACUAAAUUGUCAAUUCCACUUAGAAACAAAAUAUUAAUUCUAAAAAUAAAUCUUAGUUCGUUUUACAGAAGAACAGACAAAAUUGACUAACUUUUGUCAAUAUCAAAUAAACUGAGAACUAAAAGGAAAUUCUCAAUCUCUCCUUGUUGUAUAGCUUAGCUUUUCAAACAGUUUUAACAGUUACUUUAGUCUGACAAAAGCCAAAUGACGAAUUAGCAAUUUCAGUCAGAGAUUGAGCAUGCACCGGUUUAUUGUAUUUCCAGACUUGCUUUCGACACAAUUUACAGUGCGCGCUACUCUGUUUUUUGUCAGACUUGAAAUAGCCGAAAUACCUUCGCACUACGGAACUUCUAUGGCCCUUCCGUUCGACAAGCUCUCCGGCAUUGGAACCAUCAUCGUUUUUUUCUUUGGUAACCUUCGCUCACGCUCUCGGUUGAUUUUUCUCUAGUCGGCAAACUCAUUUCCUUCAUUACCCAGGCGGCCCGGCUGCAAAAACAAAUACACAUGUGCGCCUUGGCACUUGUGCUGUACGUAACAAGUCACGUGACGUGACGCUGCGGCUGUGAUUGGUUAGGCUCUGCGCUACUUAAUUUGGAUUGGCUGUUCUUUUUUCUUUUUUUUAAGUGGACAAGAGAGAUGAGGCCUAUCGCAAUAGUUAAAUUUUUCUAUCGAGAAAAAGUUAUUUCGCAAUACAUAUCGUUAUCGUUCUAUCGCCCAGCUCUACUGGAAGCCCUUGGGUAAUAUUUCAAUCAUGUGCAAACAGAGUUAUUUUAAAAUAAGAAACAGUAUUUGCAUUUAUGAAGAUACUUUCUGUCUAUAUUGCAAUUACAAAGAUGUCAAAAUCUGUAUCUACAAGCUUAUUUUUAAUGGAUUGUUUUUACAAUAUAAUAACUAUGUUCAAUAUGUAUUUAAGUUACAACGAGAACAAUUUGGAAAAGGUCAGAAAAAGUAAGUCUAGCUCUUCUGGAUGCAAGAGAGCUGACUGAUGACCAGAAAGAGCAUCUCAUCAUAGAGUUCAAAACGAGUCGGGUGUACAUUAUAACUCAAGAUGUGUCAGAAUUUAAUAACAAUUGCUGCUUCACUAACCAAAAAAGUUGCAGAAAGCGCUCAAGCAAAAGCAAUUUCCAAAUUAGCUUCACAGUGGACGUCUUCAUGGAUGCACAUGCUGACAUUAAAUACUGUGUGAUAUAACCUUAAAUUUUAGAGACUCUGAGGUAGCGCCGUAACGAAAGCAAAAGCUAAACUCUGUCUAUGAAUCCAGAAACACUGUCCUCUCGCCCCCUGGUCUGCAGGUCUUGUGUUGUUUGUAGCUAAGUAUCUUAGCUAGCUUGAUCCUGUUCCUAUAGUCUGUGUGCAUAAAGAACAAUAAAUUCUAGUUUGUUACGUAAAAACUGCAGCAGCCAUGAUGACCAAGGGCCUCUGAGACUACACUGCUCAGAAAUCUACAUGUGUCGUGUUGUUAUGAUGAUUGUGAUUAUGACAAUGAUGAUAUGAAGAUGGUGAUGAAGCAUUUCCUAGUCAAUAUGCAUUGUUUUAAAUAAAAACAUAUCACACCUA